Molecule: messenger RNA, 1104 nt
Organism: Cotesia congregata
Lineage: Eukaryota; Metazoa; Arthropoda; Insecta; Hymenoptera; Braconidae
Source: the annotation of a GenBank genome assembly
AUGGAAAAUGCCAAGGAGUUUACGUUUGAACUCCGUACUAAUGUAACACCUCCCCAAUUAAUUAAUCAAAUUCAAAACAAAAUCUGCAAAUUUUCGUACAUCGGAUCUGGCUACAACGUUUUUUUGGUGUUAGUAUAUGCGCUGUAUAAUUUUUACUAUCUAUUUUUUCCCGAAGAAGGUGAGGUUAGUGUCAUUGGCAACCAGACUUAUGUGAAGGUCAUGAACGUGGCUUCGUUUAUCACAACCCUGAGUAAAUCUUUGAUAAACAUUAUUGAUCGGUUGAUCAGUGUCAAUCAAAAAUUGAGCAUAAGUGCGGAUUCUUACUCAAAAGAUUUUUUGAAUUCUGUUAGAGCUGCCAGAUUCGCCCUGUCCACAAAUUUUGCUAAUGUGGUCUGCAGUUGGAUAAUUGUGCAAUUCACUCUGCUUCUGGGCAUUGUUGGCAAGCAGAUCGAGGCGGUCAAUUUAUCUAUCAAUAAAAUAGAUGAUGUCAGAAGUGAUCUUGCUCAAAUUCCUGCAUUGAGGGUCAAUAGAUUGUUAGAGGAUGAAUCUGCUUGUCGAGAAAUUAAUUACAUCAAGAGAAUUUACAUUGAAUUGUGGGAAAUUUCUGGAGAAAUAAACAAUUUGUAUGGACUAACUGUUUUGAUUUCUCUCCUGCUCUUUAGCUUCGAGAUCAUUGUCAGUUUACACAUGAUAUUCACACUGCCUCUUCUAAAAGCUUUAAGCUUUAUUUUUCUCCAUAUUGCGACAGGAAUGAUUGCCCCUUGGAGAAUUUUUUUGUUUUUUGGUGCUAACUUCUGCAGUUUCCAAAACUACCGAUCUGGUAUGAGUAAAAAAACAGGGCAAAUUAUUAGCUUACUGUCAAAUCGACGUCCGAUAAAUCCAAAAGUCAAGGAACAGCUGUAUAAAUUUUCGAAUGAUCUUUCGCAUUUUAAAAUAGAGUUUUCUGCUUAUGGAGUUUUACCAUUGAAUCGAGAUCUCUUAGGAAUUGCUUCUGGAACUAUUGCAACGUUUCUAACCAUAAUUAUUCAAGGAGCAGGUAUUCUUCGAACUCUGCCUUCUGAUAUUGAGCGUGAGCUUGCUAGAAUGAAAAAAGCUUUAGAUUAA